Messenger RNA from Serpula lacrymans var. lacrymans S7.9, 726 nucleotides. RefSeq lists its product as uncharacterized. The transcript is spliced from 3 exons. The record is from RefSeq and is a predicted model, not a curated record. The coding region runs from base 427 to 726 and encodes 99 amino acids. NCBI's taxonomy places the organism in Eukaryota, Fungi, Basidiomycota, Agaricomycetes, Boletales, Serpulaceae.
CCAGGGCCAUCCUCGCGGCCCGGCCAUGUGCCUCAUACAGAACCCACAGACCCUCCAAGCUCCCCGCUGUGCCCGCGGGCAACACCGUCAGUCAGAGAAGCUAUAAAUCGAUUCAAAGCAGGCCCAAAAGAAGCUGAUCCUUCGAUAUUACUCCCUAAAUCAUCGCCAAAGGGGAAAGGCAAGGAGAGGGAACCAGGAAAUAGGAAUCUUGUACCAUCGUCUGUUUCACACAAUAGGAAAGAGCAGCAGCUUAGAUCGGUUGAGAUCACAGAGGCAGAUACCUCUGGAGAAAUUAGGGUACGGGGCAAAGAACGGGAGCUGGUAGCAGCGCGAGAAGAGCAACAGCAGCACGAACGACGGUGGGAACGGGACAAGAACAAUCAGGAAGCUGAAGAAGAGCGAAAGAAAGACAAGGAUAGGAUUAAGAUGCUGGAAGACGAGGUCAAGCGACUGAAAGAAGAGCUAUCUAAGCGUUCUAUUGUGCGACCGUCUCCAGAUCCUCACUCACUUAUGCCAGCUCCUCCCCCACCGCCACCACCAUUACCACCACCACUCCCUGUACGGAUAAGCACCACGCAACUAGGAUCGAUAUCUGAUGCAGGUUCAAUGUUCCUUAGCGCACGCGCAGCUUUGAGACAGGCAGGACCCCCAGCCGAGGCUCCAAUCAACGCCCCUUCGCUUGGCCGUGCAAAGCGUCAAGGUCAACCAACAGUUAAUCUAUCAUGA